AUGCCACGAUCUCCUGAAAGACGACGCCAUCGUGACCGUAGCCAUUCAAUCGAUCGGCACAAGGACGAUUUUCGCAAGGACAGACAUCGCAAACGCAAACAUCGGUCUCGUUCACCUGAUGAGCGAUCACGACGACGCAAAGAGAAGAAGUCAAAGAAGGACCGUUACAGAGACGUGAGCGAUCAUGGUGAAGACGACGAUGAGCUUCCAGUUUCUUCUUCACGACCUUCGCUUGAACACCUCGGCUAUUCAAACGUCAACAAUCCAUUCAAUGAUAUCAACCUCGAAUCGAAGUUUGAGUGGACCAAAAAGAAGCAAAGGGAUCGUAAGAUGUUCGGCAAAGACGCAUCCGAGAUUCGCAAACGUGAACAUGAACGACGUCGAGAGACAGAGGAAGAACUCGCCAAACUUAACAAACGACGUGCUGAACGUGAGAUUGAGAUGCAGUUGCGUGAAGAGGAAUUACAACGUAUGCAAAGAGACGCUGAGCUUGCACAAAUGGGUGAUUGGGAGACCAAGGAAGAGGAAUUUCAUCUUGAACAAGCCAAACGACGUGCUGAGAUCCGUAUCAAAGAGAAUCGUGCAAAACCAAUUGAUAUCUUGGCAAUGAACUUGCGAUUAGCCAAUGAACCGGACAAGGUGGAAGAUGAUGUGGAGCUCGAGAUUGAUCUGGAUGAGCCAUAUACCAUUUUCGAUAAUUUGAAUCUCGAGGAUACUGAGGAGCUAUAUCAAGACAUUCAGAUGCAUCUCAAGCUUGAAAAGAAUGAAAAGACUCUCGAAUUUUGGCGCGCAUUGAUUGUGGUGGCAGAUGACAGACUCAGCAAAUUACGUGCCAAUGAAGCUCAUUAUGCAGCAACGGGUGUUACAGAAGGUGUCAAGCAUGAUGUGGAUCGAGUUCUUUCUGGCAAGACAUAUGCCCAAUUGGAAGCACUACAACAACAAAUCAUGCGCAAGUUAGGAUCCAAUGAGCCGAUUGAUGUGGAAUAUUGGGAGAAUUUGCUACGUGAAUUGGUGGUGUACAAGGCCAAGGCCAAGUUGACAGACAUGCAUCAGGAAAUGCUGGCGAGUCGUCUCGUACAAUUGCGUACACGACAACAAGAGGAAGCACGUAAAGUGCAAGAGGAGCUUGAGAAGGUCUUGUCUAUGCAAGAGAUUGAAGUGCAUGGUCGUGGUGUUGAAGCUGGAGAAGGUAUCAAUGUGGAACCUGUGGAUCAGGAAAUGACCGAAGAACAAGAUCGCACCUUUGAAGCCGAGGCAGCUGCAAAGCAAACAUUGGCAGUAGAACCCUACGAACGUGGCAUGAGCCCUGAGCCGAUAUCACAUCUCAAUCGUGACGACCGUGAAUUACCUAUGGUGGAUCCUAUUGAUGACUUGCGUGAACUGAUGGAACAACGCCGUCGUGUAUUGACCAAGAAGAUUAUCCCUAUCAAACGACCUACCAAGCCAGAGCCAGUGGCUGAACAACCAGCGGAUGAUUCAAUUGCAUCAGCAGUAUUGUUUGAACAAGAAGCCGCCAAGGGCAUUGAUGAGGAUGAAGCCAUCUUCAAUAUUGAAGCCGAACUUGCAAAGCAAACCUAUCUCUGGCAAGACAAGUAUCGGCCGCGGAAGCCUCGUUACUUCAAUCGUGUGCAUACCGGUUUCGAGUGGAACAAGUACAAUCAAACUCACUAUGACCAUGAUAAUCCUCCACCCAAAGUUGUCCAAGGAUACAAGUUCAAUAUUUUCUAUCCUGAUCUCAUUGACAAGUCCAAGGCACCAACCUAUAAGAUUGAAAAGGAUCCUGAUUCUGCAGAGACGGUGUUGAUUCGAUUUAGUGCUGGACCACCCUAUGAGGAUAUUGCAUUUCGUAUUGUCAACCGUGAAUGGGAAUACUCGCACAAGAAGGGAUUUAAAUGCAGCUUUGAUAGAGGUGUACUAAGUCUAUGGUUCCACUUUAAGCGACAAUUCUAUCGCAAGUGA
Messenger RNA from Lichtheimia ornata, 1959 nucleotides. RefSeq lists its product as uncharacterized. Lineage: Eukaryota; Fungi; Mucoromycota; Mucoromycetes; Mucorales; Lichtheimiaceae. The record is from RefSeq and is a predicted model, not a curated record. Gene Ontology annotation, molecular function: protein binding. Gene Ontology annotation, biological process: mRNA cis splicing, via spliceosome. Gene Ontology annotation, cellular component: spliceosomal complex; cytoplasm. The coding region runs from base 1 to 1959 and encodes 652 amino acids. The transcript is spliced from 7 exons.